Entelurus aequoreus (snake pipefish) is the source of this 1312-nucleotide messenger RNA. It is a transcript of the gene ntan1, whose product is annotated as N-terminal asparagine amidase. The transcript has 10 exons. NCBI's taxonomy places the organism in Eukaryota, Metazoa, Chordata, Actinopteri, Syngnathiformes, Syngnathidae. The record is from RefSeq and is a predicted model, not a curated record. Gene Ontology annotation, cellular component: nucleus. Bases 129 to 1070 code for a protein of 313 amino acids. Gene Ontology annotation, biological process: ubiquitin-dependent protein catabolic process. Gene Ontology annotation, molecular function: protein-N-terminal asparagine amidohydrolase activity.
ACCACUUGAGUUGGAGCGUAGAAGAAGAAAUAUUCAGGAAAAGGAAGUAGUCAAUAAUUUUAGAUAUCAAGAUAAAUAUGUAGUCACCAAUCUGUUAAAUAGUUAGUAGAUCUGCGAGUUACAAGGAAAUGCCUUUGCUUAUUCAAAACAGAGGGGUAGAAAGUAUAACCUCGACCGCAGAACUGUUCGACAAAUAUCCCCAUUUACAGGAAAAUGCAAAAGCCUUUCUUUCCCAUCCGCUGACUGAAGUUGACCCCAAGUGCCUUCUGUAUGUCCAACAAAGAGAGUUUGCUGCCACAACACCAGCAGACGAUAGUGUUUCAGUGAUUGGAUCUGACGAUGCCACCACCUGCCAUUUGGUUGUGCUGCGGCAUACAGGAAGUGGAGCUGCUUGCCUUGCACACUGCGACGGAUCCAACACUCGGUCCGAAGUCCCGCUCCUUGUUAAAUCUGUCACAUCACUGGCUAAAUGCAGUAAGGAGGGCAGACUAGAACUGCAUCUUGUUGGUGGAUUUAGGGAUGAGGCAAUGACAUCCCAUGAACUGAGCCUUAACAUACUAGUAGCCUUCCAGCAACAGAACGAGGAUAUCCAUCUGGAAACAUGUUGCAUCACAGAAAUGAAUGAUGUUGUCAUCAAUGCAGUUCAUAGACCUGCUGUUUAUGGUGUAGGUAUAAAUGUUAAAACCGGGAAAGUGUUUCCUGCUGCUUUCCCUUGUAAAGGACCAGGAGAGAAAUUGCGGUCAGCACGCACAUUCACGGGUGGACAGAUGGUUGACAUUUAUGACUCUCGCCAAAGAAUUGUUAAAAUCGGGCCAUGCAAGUGGCCUAACAAUAUGGAUAUUGCCUUUUGGUUGUCUCAAGACGACAACAUAAUUUUAAAGUACUUGUCCACAUCGCCAUUGGCUGAGCCACCGCACUUUGUCCAGCACAUGAAAUCCACCAUCCAGUUCCUCCUGGAGCACCCAGACUCUGAUAGUCUCUUCCCUGGUGGUCAGCCACAGUUCUACCACAGGACUGAGAGCGGGGACUGGGAGAGAGUUGCGUCUCUCACACCCUCCUCUACACCUUAAAUGUUGUUCCUAGCUGUUUUCACCUCUUUUGAUUGUUGGACACAGAGUGACCUUUCCAAUCGCAAUCUGCUUUACUCAUUGUGUCUUAAAAUGGACAUUACAUCUACGAACGGCUGUCUUGACUCAUCUGGCUGGCCAAGUAGACGGUAGACACAAAAACAGCUUGUCUGCUGUAUUAUAAUAUGCCUGUCCAAACUCCUCUAUGCCUCAUUGUUUUCUUUUAAUAAAAAUUCUAAACGUUA